AGAGAAUUUUGUCUCUGUUUUCAUCUCUGAUUUUUUUCUUCCUUGUUUGAUUUCUCCACAGGUGAAGGACCAAGAGUUCCCCUACAGGAAGAACCUGGCUCGCGUGUUAAUCGAGGUGGAAGAUAUAAAUGACCAUGUUCCUAUAUUUACAAGUGCGCUGUAUGAGGGCCAAGUGUAUGAGUCAGCAGCAGUGGGAUCAGCUGUGGUCCAGGUAACUGCCCUUGACAAGGAUAAAGGAGCGAACGCAGAGCUACACUACUCCAUUGAAGCAGGAAACACUGGAAACGCUUUCAGUAUCGAGCCAGUUUUGGGUCUCAUCACGGUGGCACGUGACCUGGACCUGUCAAACAUAGGUCAUUACGUCCUCACCGUCAGAGUCACUGAUAACGGCGCCCCGCCGCUCUCUACAACUACUGUGGUGCGCGUCGCUGUCACGCUCUCUGACAACGCUGGCCCGAAGUUCCCCCAGCCCGAGUACCAGGCGGAGAUCUCUGAAAAGGCAAUGAUUGGUACGUCUGUGACCACGGUCAUGGCGGUCAGUCAGUCCACGCUCACCUAUGACAUCAAAAAAGGAAACACCGACCGUGUUUUCCAAAUUAACCAAUACAGUGGAGUCAUUACUACUCAGAACCUUCUAGACUUUGAGACUACGUCGUCCUACACCCUGAUCAUCAGGGCUAGCAACAUGGCUGGCAUGUCGUCCAACGUCACCGUGGUGAUCCAGGUAGUGGAUGAAAAUGACAACCCGCCAGUGUUUCAGCUGCUUCAUUAUCUCGGCAGAAUCAGCGAGGCG
Messenger RNA from Cynoglossus semilaevis (tongue sole), 793 nucleotides. Its product is annotated as protocadherin Fat 3-like. The transcript is spliced from 2 exons. Gene Ontology annotation, biological process: homophilic cell-cell adhesion. Lineage: Eukaryota; Metazoa; Chordata; Actinopteri; Pleuronectiformes; Cynoglossidae. The record is from RefSeq and is a predicted model, not a curated record. The annotation marks the transcript as partial. Gene Ontology annotation, cellular component: plasma membrane. Gene Ontology annotation, molecular function: calcium ion binding.